AUGGCUAACAUGGUCUUUGUUGGUGUUACGGUAGCUGCUGUUUCUCUACCUCCAUUACCCAUUACAAACAAUGCUCUCACUUUCAGUUUCCUUCAUAAAAGAUACAGACUUCAUCUGAAUUGUCCGCAAACCAAAAAUAGAACAACCUCUCUCUCUUCUUCCUUCUCAAUCUCAUCAUCACCCCUCAGAAACAAAGGUGGUUGUUCUGUGUUGGCGUGUCUCCCUCCUUCUUCUUCUGAAUCCUCAACCUCACCAUCUUUCACUGCUAAACCCACUUCCCCUUUUCCUUCAACUAAGCUUUAUGUCAGUGGGCUAUCAUUUCGAACCACUGAAGAAAGUUUGCGAAAUGCUUUUAAGAAUUUUGGUCAACUCGUGGAAGUCAAGCUAGUGAUGGACAGAAUUGCAAAUAGACCAAGGGGGUUUGCUUUUCUUCGUUAUGCAAAUGAAGAAGAAUCUCAGAAGGCUAUUGAGGGAAUGCAUGGAAAGUUUUUGGAUGGUAGGGUCAUAUUUGUGGAAGUUGCCAAACCGAGAUCGGAGCUACCACAACGGCACAAGGAAGGCACAAGAUUGUAA
Sphenostylis stenocarpa is the source of this 573-nucleotide messenger RNA. NCBI's taxonomy places the organism in Eukaryota, Viridiplantae, Streptophyta, Magnoliopsida, Fabales, Fabaceae. The record is from the annotation of a GenBank genome assembly.